This is a messenger RNA of Rhododendron vialii, 677 nucleotides long. RefSeq lists its product as uncharacterized. The coding region runs from base 1 to 654 and encodes 217 amino acids. The transcript has 3 exons. Lineage: Eukaryota; Viridiplantae; Streptophyta; Magnoliopsida; Ericales; Ericaceae. The record is from RefSeq and is a predicted model, not a curated record.
AUGCAGAGUGUCAUCGGAAAAUAUGACUUCGUUGUUUCCCAUGACAUUCGACAAUCCGAUUGUUUUGGCCUAAAAACGCCUUUUGCAAGAACCAAAAAGGGUAACGCGGGCGUACAGAACGCGAGUUUGAUAUAUCUCAAAAAAAAUGUACAAAAAGUGAACUGUUCACACUUGAUUACAACUCGGAAGACUUCUUUUCCUCCAUUUAGUCGUAGUCCGUUUCGACCGUCGCAGAUACAACUAUUCAAGUCGAACUUCACCGCGGCGCAACCGAUCCGAGUUCCGAUCACUGAGUCAGCCGGCAGAGGUGUGUUCGCGACUAGGACGAUCGGAGCUGGUGAACUCAUCCACGCGGCCAAUCCCAUGUCUCUCACCGUUCUCGAUCUCUCUCUACAACAACCGGUGUUUGCUAUUUUACAACAACCGGUGUUUGCUAUUUGUGCCUCAGAAUUCUCAGAAACAGAACUACAUCUGAAUGCGAGGAACAAUCUCAGGAGGUGCAGAUGGCAUAGGGGGAGAAAUGCUACCAUCCAUGAGAUCGUGAGUGGUACUGCAAGGGAUCUUGUUCCUCACCCUGACAGAGAGGACAAGGGUAUUUGGACUCAGACCCCUUCUGGGAUUUAUAGUGCCAAAUCUUCGUGGAUGGCUAUAUGAUCUUGUAGCCCAAUGGUGGAUUG